AUGUCUCAACGACCCGAUAGAAGUUCGCAGACCUCGUUCGAACUGCCAGACCCACCAGUCCACUUCGACAUCCUCGACGCUACGCACAUCAAGAUCACGGUCCCCGUAAACAGUGGCUGGAAAGUGCCACUUCACUGGCACACCGAUGACUCCGUAGGAUGCAAUCGAAUAACGGCAAUUGAAAACCGACUUGUGGUUACUUCCAAAGGCCCUCCUGGCAAAGGAUCUGCAGGCAUCGGAUUUGGUCCCGGAAGCUCGCACAGAUUCACAGCAGGCGAUCACCACAACUUCCGCCCGCGCACCAAGGACAAGGAAUGCGUAGCCAUCCUCGAAGCCGGCGCCUCGCAAACCGCGCUCAUGCGAAACGUUUGCGGCGCCACGCUCGACGCGGACCUGUACCCGACGCUCGCGUGCACGCCGUAUUGGAUCCGACUCCUGUACAUCAUGCUGUGGUUCUCACCGAGGGCCCGGAACUACAUGAUUGCGAAGCUGCUGUGGGUGCAGAUCCAGAUGAUGCGUAGCACGCACGACUUUCAUGUGGAGUAUGGGCGUAUCAACGCACCGUUCCUAUGGUGGUUGGCUCAUCCGUGGCAUUGGGAUGGGCCUGAGCCUCGGUGGACGUUCAAGAUUGAGUGGUGGAGUUAUUAUUUUAUCACUAUGGUGGUGCAGUGGGUGUGCUAUUGGAUAGGGAGGUUGGUGCUAGGGAUGAAGGCGGAGUAUAAGGAAUAUAUGCCAAGAGAAGGGGGCGGAGGGAGUGUAGUGAGUGAAGAUGUGCGGGAGAAGAUGGUGUAG
Messenger RNA from Didymosphaeria variabile, 792 nucleotides. RefSeq lists its product as uncharacterized. Bases 1 to 792 code for a protein of 263 amino acids. The transcript has a single exon. The record is from RefSeq and is a predicted model, not a curated record. NCBI's taxonomy places the organism in Eukaryota, Fungi, Ascomycota, Dothideomycetes, Pleosporales, Didymosphaeriaceae.